Cannabis sativa is the source of this 1273-nucleotide messenger RNA. RefSeq names its product homeobox-leucine zipper protein HAT22. Bases 1 to 1002 code for a protein of 333 amino acids. The record is from RefSeq and is a predicted model, not a curated record. Gene Ontology annotation, molecular function: sequence-specific DNA binding; DNA-binding transcription factor activity, RNA polymerase II-specific. Gene Ontology annotation, biological process: regulation of DNA-templated transcription. The transcript is spliced from 3 exons. Lineage: Eukaryota; Viridiplantae; Streptophyta; Magnoliopsida; Rosales; Cannabaceae.
AUGGGCUCUAAUAAUGGAGCUAUUUUCAACACUGGCCUUGAUCUCGGCUUAGGAAAUUCCCAAUACCACAAGGAAGAUGAUCACGAAAUUAAUAAUAUCAAGAUCAAGAAGCUAAUCUGUUUGAGAUAUGACCAUAUAUUGCCAUCUCUUACACUUGGCACAUCAUCAUCAUCAUCAUCAGAUCAUCAAUAUGGUGAUCAUCAUCAUCAUACUGCGGUUGAUCAAGUACAUGAUCAUGAUUUGCAUGGAGUACGACCUGGAGCCAAUUAUUCUCUUGCCACAGUCUCAUCGUUAUCUAACUCCUCCACUACAACUUUGAAGAGAGAGAGAUCAGAACUCGGUGGAAGCCGAGGCAGAGGCGGCAGCCGUGGUAGUGGUGGCGAUGAGUUUGAGGUAGAAGUAGAGUUGGAGAGAUUCUCAGGUUCCAGGGUUAGUACUAAUGAUGAAUUAUUAGAUGAAGAUCAGGCUAGUCCCCGGAAGAAACUCAGGCUCACUAAACAACAAUCUGCUCUAUUGGAAGACAGCUUCAAAGAGCAUAACACUCUUAAUCCUAAGCAAAAGCAGGAUUUGGCAAGAAAACUGAAUCUAAGGCCACGACAAGUAGAAGUAUGGUUCCAAAACAGAAGGGCUAGGACUAAGCUGAAACAAACGGAAGCAGACUACGAGCUAAUGAAAAAAUGUUGCGAGUCACUGACAGAAGAAAAUAAAAGGCUACAAAGGGAAGUAGAAGAGCUAAAAGCAGUGAAAUUGACGGCGGCGCCGUUUCUUUUGCAGUUUCCCUCCACGUCGACAGCUACCCUGACUAUAUGCCCCUCUUGUACUGAACGGAUCUGCAGUAGUAGUGGUACUAGUAACGGAGGGGGUAGUAGUCAUCAUCAUGAUAAUGAUCAAUAUGGUUCUGCUAAUUCUUUUCUCAAAAUUAAUGGAGCGAAGCCUCAUCAUCACAACAAUAGCUUCUCCAACCCUUUUAUCGCUACAAUUAAUUCCUCUGCAGCUUGCUAGCUACAGUAACUUAGUCGAUAAUGAUCUUGAUUAGGUACGAACGAUCGAGAGGGUUAUUAAGAAAGUUACUAUCCAACACUCUUCUUAAUUAAUUAAUGAUAUUAAUUAAUAAUUUUGAAAGUAAUGCUACCGUACCUCACACGUGUCACUAGCUAGUACAUGUGUAUAUCAUAAUCAAUCAUUAUUAUGAUAAUAUUAUAUAUAUAUAUAUGUGCAUCUUUUUAUGUAUAAAUAAUAUUUAAUAUGUUAAUAAUAAUCAUAAUUAUGAUGA